This is a messenger RNA of Trypanosoma cruzi, 288 nucleotides long. RefSeq lists its product as uncharacterized. Lineage: Eukaryota; Euglenozoa; Kinetoplastea; Trypanosomatida; Trypanosomatidae. Bases 1 to 288 code for a protein of 95 amino acids. The record is from RefSeq and is a predicted model, not a curated record. The transcript has a single exon.
AUGUAUCGGCCAACAGGUGCCAUGCGGCUGCCACGGCCAUCCCGUUUUUUCUUCAGGGGACGGCGCAAUACGCCGAUGUACUACUCCGGUCGAGCAGGCGCCGAAGGUCAUCCCGACACGCUGGCAGAAUGCAUUGGUGCUGGUCGCACAGACCCGGAAUGGAUGUGGCUGAAGCUUCUUUGCUUCUUCUGCGUGAGCUCAACGGUGGGAACGUGGAUUUGGCAGACGUACUUUUAUGAGCAGGCGAAGUUUUUCAAAGAUGAGCCGUGGUCGCCAUUUAAGAACUGA